This is a messenger RNA of Triticum aestivum (bread wheat), 724 nucleotides long. RefSeq lists its product as uncharacterized. The transcript has 4 exons. NCBI's taxonomy places the organism in Eukaryota, Viridiplantae, Streptophyta, Magnoliopsida, Poales, Poaceae. The coding region runs from base 234 to 539 and encodes 101 amino acids. The record is from RefSeq and is a predicted model, not a curated record.
GGAACAUGCUGUUUUGGGGAGAUUACAGUUUCUUACCCUGUGAUGAAGAACAAACUACACUAUUUUAGGCUAGAUGAGCUGCUAAUUCAGGCUAUCCAGAGUAAGGCACAAUCGCCGACUAUUGGUUGCCAGCUCGCCACUGCCUUGUGGAAGACUGCAAGUGAGCUUUCUCCCUCUGGUCUGGUGAGAGUGAAGAGGAGGACAAGUGAGUUCAGCGUGGGCGGAGCUAGUGGAUGGUUGGUUACUUGCUGACAAGGUACAUACAUAUAUAUCUCUAUCUGUCAUCCGUGGGGUUUGUAUGUAGAGACGCCCUGUAUGAAUGUGAAUGUAUAUGCUUCUAUCCACAAACUAUUCGGAACCAGUGUGGAUGGCGUUCUUGCAGGUUGCUUGAUUUCUCGCCCGAGACAUGCAUAAUCCACCAGUCGAGCAGGAACGGGGAAAUAGUCCAAAGCAGGCAAGAAUAUGAAGAGGCCCGCAGGUCUCAGGCUCGGCAUAUCCCAAAGAAAAUAAUGGGUGAUUCGAGUUUGGUGCGUUGCUAAAUCAGCUGGCUUUGCCAAGAAAAAGAAGAAGAAAAAAACCCGGCGUUGCUACUUCCAAGUCGACUGAGAUUCUCUUAGAGAAGCGCAACUUUUGGUGAAAAAUAAAAUGUAAGUUGCGCUACUUCACUAAACUAAAAAUGCACUCUUCUGAACUGAAAAUCUCAGUCGACUUAGACAUAGAUAGA